UGAACAAGCAAAUUUGUUUGCCAAGAGGGAGCAAUUAGUGACCGGGAGCUCGGAAAGUUCUCCAGUUUCAAAGAUUCUGAUAAGCCGCAAGUGUUAAGUGUCUGAAUAGAGCUGUCAGCUGAGCACAGCAUCUUCUGGUGGUGGAGAAAAGGAUCCAGUUAAAGAUUGCACAAUCUGAGAGGUUACCUUUUUCUUCUAGCCUGAAGAGGGUCAACCUUAGCUUUGUAGUGAACCACUAGGAGCGAUUUUAAUCACUUGAUGCUCAUGGGGUUGAAUGAGUGGAAAAUAACAGAGUGAAAACUUUUUUGUCAUCUGUUGCCUUGAAAUAAAAGCAAGAAACCAUGUUCAAAGGAUGUAAACGCCUUGGGUGAAGGUGCCUGGUUAAAAUAAACGUGCAGCAGGAACAGGAGGAGUGUUUGUUGAUGAUGCUGUAAGGAAACUGGACCACAGCAAGAGAGAAGAAAAUUGUUCUACUUUUCAUUAUCCAUUCCGUGUCAUUAAACUGAACCUUAAAGUGGCCUUACAGCAUGUUUGCCCCAGUGAACUUGUUCGGAUUGGCCGGAGCUUGGUGUGCCAUGUCCGUCGUGAUGAUGUCCGUUAUUAAACGUGCUGAUUCCAGGCUAAAUGAACCCGUCGAGUUGGAAACAUUUGAUUACUGCAUCAAAACGACCCCGAACGCAGGCCUUCUGCAGUGUGCUGGCCAGCAGGCUAUUGCCUCGCUGCAAUUCCUAGAGGAGGCAAACAAUUUGACGCUGGCCGGAGGCAUUAUGAUGAUCAAGGAUGACACAAACCCGUCGGCCAGAAUCCUUCCAAACAUUAUUGACCACGAUCCGUUGGAUUUCCGCGGAAUCCUGGAGAACGCUGGUGCCAUGAUAUCUCAGCGGCAGCUGAUGUGGGACAUGGGCAUCAUCUACCCAGGAUUGAAGCUGAAAAUUGGGCCCACCCUCGGCGCCAACGGAGUGCUCGAAUUCGUGAUGGAUCCCGGUGUGCUGAAUGACGAGAGAAGCUUUCACGAGGAAAAGUCUACAGCUCGCAUAUUGACACGAAACUUUGUUGUUCCCUUCCUGCUGGGGCUGAAAUUCAAUCUCGCCACCCUGCUGCCGCUGGUUUUCGGCGGGCUAAUUCUUCUGAGCAAGAAAGCUUUGAUACUGGGAAAAAUAGCUCUCUUCGUUUCGGGCUUAUUCGGUUAUGGCAGCAUCUUUUCGCCCGGCAUUGGAUUGGGUUUCCCGUACGGAGGACUAGGUGGUGCUAGUGGCCUUUCCGGGUAUGGCUUUUCCCAUAGACCGUUCCGAUAUGGAGAGGCACUUCACGACAAACCCGAUUGGGACCAUCAUUAUGCGGCCAGCAGCCAAAGUGAUAGUGUUAGCAACCAUCGACCCGGAUACGGAAAUGAUCAUGGCAGUUUGGGAAGCAAUCAUCAUGGCGGUAAUCAUCAUCAUGGCAGUCAGAACGAUGAGGGAACUAGUGGAGGUUACUACAAAAAGAAGGACAAGUAUCUGAAUUUGGACGAACGUUUGGAGUCCCAGGCUUCGUCACUGGUGGACAAGUUCUAUGAAUUUGAGAAACAGCAAAUGCUGAAGGAUCGCACCACAAGGCUUUUUGAACGAAAGUUUUACGAAACAGAACAAGGUAAGGAUGCGAAGGGAAAUGAGAGCAAGGAUCCGAGCAGUGGUGCAGCACCAGCUUCCGCGAAGAGCAAGGGCGACGGAUAUACUUUUGUGACGUCGGAUAAUGCAGACCGAAGCGGUAGGUCACUUCCGAUGACUUCAGGGUACCGUAACUUUGCAUGGUCCGAUGAAUCAUAGUGUUUUAAGAGAACAAAACGAAACAUUUAUUUCAUUUUUCGAAUGCAAUUUUGAGUGCGUUUCAGCAUUUACUAAAUU
Messenger RNA from Uranotaenia lowii, 1883 nucleotides. RefSeq lists its product as uncharacterized. Bases 528 to 1805 code for a protein of 425 amino acids. NCBI's taxonomy places the organism in Eukaryota, Metazoa, Arthropoda, Insecta, Diptera, Culicidae. The record is from RefSeq and is a predicted model, not a curated record. The transcript is spliced from 3 exons.